AUGGCCGCAAGAAUUUUUCGUUAUACGAUGUUGCUGUCUAUAGUAAUUCCCUCUACAUGUGUUCUGCCAGGCUAUUUCUCUCUCCCAGCACAUGCAGAAUGUGACGACAUAAUCGACCACUUCUUUCAUCUAGGUCUGGGUUACAGCGAGAUCUUGAUGUGUUUGUUUCUUUUGCAUGGCAUUUGCUUAAGUAUUCGUCAACUAAAGCGAAUACUGAGAUGUCGUGGUCUUGGAAGAAGAGCUCAUAGGACUGAUCCACGGCAGGUUUGCGAAGCUAUCGAGGAGGAACUACGAGGCAGUGGUAGCACUAUUGGGUAUAGGCAAAUGACUCAGAGGCUGGUAGUUGAUCACGGGCUAGUUGUUGGCAAAGAGACAGUUAGAGAAUUGAUGAAGAUAUUAGAUCCUUAUGGUGUGUCCGCAAGAUCAAGUCGGAGACUCCGGAGAAGGCAGUACAGCACAAAAGGUCCUAAUCACAUAUGGCAUAUUGACGGAUAUGACAAGUUGAAACCGUUUGGUUUUUGUGUACACGGUGCAAUUGACGGCUAUAGCAGAAGAAUCAUGUGGUUAGAAGUUGGUCCUUCUAACAAUGAUCCCUCUGUCAUAGCCCAAUAUUUUGUGGACACUAUCAGGCAAAUCGGUGGAACUGCCAAGAUAAUACGUGGUGACGGGGGAACAGAGAAUGUUUAUGUCGCUGCUGUACAGCGCUUUAGACGUGAUGGGGACGACAGUUGGGCUGGAGAUAAAAGUUUCUUAUAG
Molecule: messenger RNA, 756 nt
Organism: Porites evermanni
Lineage: Eukaryota; Metazoa; Cnidaria; Anthozoa; Scleractinia; Poritidae
Source: the annotation of a GenBank genome assembly